GUGCAGAAGAUCGUCGCAAAGCGCUGCAUCAUUACCUCACCCUCCUUGCGGCCUCCUCCGUCGGUCUGCUCCGCCCUCGCUUCGAACAGUCCUCGUCGUGGUCUUCGUCGUUCUUCCGACCUCUCGAAAUCCAAAACAGAAACGCUGGCUCCCGGAAACGUCCCAAGAUUCAGGCCGCGGUCGUUGCCCCCUCGAUUUCUCCGGGGUCCCACACCGUGGUCGCAGUAGUAAACAUUGCCGUUGCCUCCUUGCGGUCUCUUCAGCUCGUCUCCCGUGGCCGCUCAUCCUACCUCAUUGGCCACCCGCCAAACACUCUUCCGUCCUCGUCGUCCUUGUAGUCCUAUCAAGCCCCCUUAUCCCACCAGAGUCGCAAACAUUCACGGCCUACCACACGCCCGUUUUCAAACACAGCCGAUAUCGACGACAGCUGCAGCCCGACUGCUGCUCAAGAGAUAAGAGUGCAGCCCAUUGGACCCUGUCCGGCGCUGUCGCUGCUGCAAGGCCUCUGCAUCCAAGCAAGCGUCAAGUCAAGCGCGCGAAGCACGAAGCAGUGAUCCUGCUGCUCAGCCUCCUCCAACACACCAACCGUCUCACCUUGAACAGUCGACGUGCGUGUCCAACAGAUCGCCACUCUUCGCACAUUUGCACAAGACCGACUACCCCGGCGUCCGAUCUGUCCUAUCUCGUUUUGUCCUCUCUUCAGCUUGCCACCCUGCUCCCUUCGAGACAACAGCCUGCCGAAGCCAACGUUCUCCUCCUCUCGCUGUGCUCUCACGACUAUUUCGUACACACGCCCUUUUCUUUGACUUGACGUCUUGGCCCUAGCCGGGUUAGAAGGGAUGCUGGUGUGCUUGCAUCACAAUACGCCCGAUCCUUUUAGCCUUCCGCCGACGAUACUCUCCGCGCUCCAACCGUUUGGCUUGCGCUGACUGGGCGCUUGCAACCACACCUCUCCGGUCGAAGCGCUCCUCUCUAUCGUUCGGCCUUUCACUUCCUCGCCGCCAAAUACUCGCCGACAAGGCGUCGUUGUGUGGACCCUCUCUGGUUCUCUUGCCACGGGCACCCUCACCCGGCUUCUACACCCGCGAAGUGCAAGCACAUCCAUCUUGUGGAAGCGGCGGCAGUUAUGAACGCAGUCGGGGAUGCAUUGGUUCUCGGCCAUGAGCUGUACGCUCGCGCCAACUCCACCGGCUCAGACAGCUCCACGCAAAGUAAGCCUACGUCGUACAAGAUCAUCGGACUCGUGCUUGCCAUCUCCUCCGGUCUAUUCAUUGGAGUGUCCUUUGUCCUGAAGAAGCAUGGGCUCCUCAAGGCCAACGAGAAAUACAACGAGGAGGCAGGCGAGGGCUAUGGUUACCUGAAGAAUUUUUGGUGGUGGUCGGGAAUGACGCUUAUGAUUUUGGGCGAGAUAUGCAACUUUGCCGCGUACCUGUUCGCCGACGCCAUCCUGGUCACACCGCUUGGAGCACUCUCCGUCGUCAUUACUGCCAUCUUGUCCAGCAUCUUCCUCAAGGAGCGUCUUAGCUUUGUAGGCAAGGUAGGCUGCUUCCUGUGCAUCCUCGGCUCUGUGGUCAUCGCAGCCAACGCGCCGGAGCAGCCCUCCGUUACCGACAUACAAGACAUGCAGCGCCUCGUUAUUGCACCAGGCUUCCUGAGCUUUAUGGGUGUCAUCAUUGUCGGCUGCGCUUUUGUAGCGCUGUGGGUCGGACCCCGAUACGGCAAGAAAAGCAUGCUUGUCUACCUGACCGUGUGCAGCCUGAUUGGCGGGCUGAGCGUGUCGUGUAUUCAAGGUAUCGGCGCCGCAAUUACGGCCCAGGCGAAGGGAGAGGCCCAAUUCAACAAGUGGUUUACGUAUGUGUUGUUAGUCUUUGUCAUCGCGACGCUGGUUACCGAAGUCAUAUUCUUAAAUAAAGCUCUGAACAUUUACAACGCAGCCCUUGUUACGCCCACGUACUAUGUGUACUUCACGAGCGCUACCAUUGUGACCUCGGCCGUGCUCUACCGAGGAUUCAACGGCACAGCUAUCCAGAUUCUGACUGUAGUACUGGGUUUUCUAGAGAUCUGCGCAGGCGUCGUUCUGCUACAGAUGUCCAAGUCCGCCAAAGACGUUCCAGAUGCAGCCGUCUUUGCAGGCGACCUUGACCAGAUGCGCACCGUGGCCGAGCAAGAGGAGCCAGAGUACGAGCCUCGCGCCGACGCAAUUCGAGGCGGCAGCGCGAUCAUCCGAAGCAUUAGCAGAGCACGCACGCAAAAGGAAUUGCAAGAGGCGAAAAAGUUACGGGAAGAGCACCUCAACAUGCUACCAAUCGGCGAGAACGAGCAAAUCGAAUUUGACGGCAUCCGUAGGAGACGCACGACGAUACGCAGCUCAAGGAGCGGAUCGGUCAUCACCGCUCCCGGGACGCCAGGCCGGAGGAAUACAAGGACGGUGCACCCGCCGCUGGGCAUGAGCAAAUUCCCAGACCUGGAGGACGAGGAGCACCAGAGUCAGCAUCCCGAUGACGCGAGCAUGCACCCUGGCUUCUUUUCAAACUUCAUUCGGAGAAAUCGCAGCUCCAAGGCCCUGCCUCCUACACCCACCGCGGAAUCGCAUCCACUCAGCCCCGUGAAGACGGGCGACUCCACUUUUGACGACGGCAUUGUGCAUCCCAGGCCACAGUACAUGAGUCAAGGAUUCCCGCCCGGCUUCAUCUCUCAUUCUGAGACUGACACGUCGUACAAGUCGCCCGGCACAACGCACGUGCAGUGGGCUUCAGACCCGGCACUGCGUCGUCCAGAUUCGAGACCCGGCGUCCUGGAUCCGCCAGCGCCGCCGCCUCACGGAAGACCUAUCACGCCUGGCAGCGCAAAGCGACAGUUCAGCUUUCAGAAUGUGCUGCACCCGCGCCGGCAAACAUCUUCGUCACAUGACGACGCACGGCCUGUUUCGCGAGGUGGACUGUCUUUCAUUACGCGUGGUGCCUCACGCAAUGGUAACAAGGGUGGUACCGAAGAGGAGAGGCUAGGGCUCGUCAAAGGUGACUCGUCCUCCCAGCUGGCGCGAGUGCGAUCCGAGUCCCCACCUGAAUAUGAAGAAGAAGACGACUGGCAGGUCACAUCGGAUGGCUCAUCUCCACGCGCCAUUGAGGUUGGCAGUUUCGUGGACGUCCAGCAGACCCGUCGACCACUUUAUAUGAGCGAUCCCCCGGCGACAGAGCAGCCUGGGCCGAGGGAGAGAAGAACCACAAACGAGAGCCUGACGAGGACGAGGCCGAGAGGCGGGACAGAGACUUCGGGUCAGGACGAGAAGAGCGGAGGGCCAAGCGGCGGCGCGUUCAUAUGAGAAGGCGUUGGUCAACUUCGCUGUGUACAUGUCUUCAUUCCUUUUCUCAUCUCAUGGGCGCACUCGCGCAUCGAAAUCCGAGGCACCGUGCUAAUCACCGUUGUCUGGCUUUGACUCUUACAUCACUUGCUUUUUCACUGCAUGGCGUUCCGCGAGGGAAUAUUGAAUGUGCGUUGUGAACUGGGAGGACGAUCCGCAACAGAAAGAAUUUUAGACAGCAUCGGGCCGCGUGGAUAUAUAUCUUCUAUUGCUAUGACCUUGUCCUCCAUGCGGCCCCACCUUUCCAAAGCUUGGAUCACGAGGAUAGACAGAGAAAGCCUGAGCUUGGUCAUUUAUCUCGGCACGCUGCGUUGUUGCUUGCCUUGUUGUAGAAGGUCUGGACCUAGUGUAUGCAUAUAUAUAUGUGUGUGUGCGUGCGUGUAUGUCUGGGGCAUGACCCGCAUGAUGCAACGAGUAAUGCAACGAAUGAACG
This is a messenger RNA of Verruconis gallopava, 3794 nucleotides long. RefSeq lists its product as uncharacterized. Bases 1127 to 3322 code for a protein of 731 amino acids. The transcript is spliced from 2 exons. Gene Ontology annotation, biological process: magnesium ion transport. NCBI's taxonomy places the organism in Eukaryota, Fungi, Ascomycota, Dothideomycetes, Venturiales, Sympoventuriaceae. The record is from RefSeq and is a predicted model, not a curated record. Gene Ontology annotation, cellular component: membrane. Gene Ontology annotation, molecular function: magnesium ion transmembrane transporter activity.